AUGGAGCCCCGCGCACCCCUUAGGGCCGUACGCAUCGCCGGCGCCGUUCUCACCUUCAUUGGCUGGGUGGUCACGAUCAGGGGCCUCGUCACCGUGGCCAACUCACUGAACGACGACUGCACCGGGCGGGAGUGCGAGGAGGUGGAUACGUACUGGUCCUACCUGGCCUACCAGAUAUUCGUGCUGGCCUGCGUGGCGCUGUCUGAGGCAUUUGGCGGCGCGGAGUUCACGUGCCUGUCGCUGCUGGGCCUGUGCAUGGUGGCAUCCUGCCUGGACCAGUGGGCCGCGGACAUAUUCCGGACGGGCGUGGAUUGCGGUAACCUUGCGUUCGCCGGCUGGACGGUGAUGGCUGCCGGCGACAUCUUGAUGAUCAUCGGCCUGGGGUACAAGCGCGUGGUGGACCUGAAGGCAGGGAUGUCUGGGCGGGCCGGCGCCGAGGCCGGAGCGGCGAAGGCGGGCGGCGAGCCGCUGAUGGCCAGCGACUGCCCGGCGAGCGCGAAUGGCCCCGGAGCGGCGGCGGAUCCCCCCCCGACCGAGCAGGAGCUGCCGCAGGACUUCGAGCACGGUCGCUGGGUGUACCCGGUGAUGGCGCUGAUUGCGCUGGGCGGCUGGCUGGUGGCCGUGGCCGGCGCGCGCAAGUGGUGCGACGACUUCGACUGCGCACCGCUCAAGUUCUACUGGUGGAUAAUGGCGCUGGAGGCGGCGGUGCUGCUGUUCGUGUUCAUCAUGAGGGUGAUGGGGAGGCUGACCCCUUGGACGCAGGUGGCCACGUUCAUGCUGGCCAUGCCCACCACCUUCCUGGCGAUCUGGUCCCACAAUUUCGUGCACCUGGCGCGAGAGGAGUUCCCGGACGAGAAGUCGCUCAGGGCGGCCGCCGGCGGCACCAUCGCGCUCGCCGUCACCAACUACCUGCUGGCGUUCACGUUGGGCUUCCACAUGAGCACCAGGGCGCUUCGAACACCACCCAGGUGGGCAAGCAUUGGCCGGGUGCUCAUGGUCCUCUUGGGCAUUGCUGGGCUGGUCAUCGCGGUGGUUGGCGUUGUGCGGACGCGGAACUACCUGUGCAAGGACAACGACGAGCUCUUCGACGAAGAACUGUUGUGCAACAAGUUCCGCCUCUACUGGUGGUUCUUCGUGCUGGAGGGCGCAGUCCUGACCGCGUUCUUCAUCGGCCUCUUCGCGCACCUCAAGGCUGGCUGGGCGUCGGUGACGCUCACCUUUGCUGCAGUUGCGGCUGUCUGGCCAAUCCUGGUGGCAGAUGAGUUCCGGGUGUUCCCCUCUGUAACGGAGGGCACCCGGGACGAGCAGGGUUUCGAAGGCCACCUCAUCAUGGCCGUCGCCUUCCUCGCACUGGUGGUGCUCGAGAUGUUUUGA
This is a messenger RNA of Ostreobium quekettii, 1374 nucleotides long. The record is from the annotation of a GenBank genome assembly. Lineage: Eukaryota; Viridiplantae; Chlorophyta; Ulvophyceae; Bryopsidales; Ostreobiaceae.